This is a messenger RNA of Gongylonema pulchrum, 201 nucleotides long. NCBI's taxonomy places the organism in Eukaryota, Metazoa, Nematoda, Chromadorea, Rhabditida, Gongylonematidae. The record is from the annotation of a GenBank genome assembly.
AUGACAGCAUGCUGCUGCACAUUUACCAUGCAGCUGGAAAAGUGGACCGAAGAUGGCGUUGAAAUUGAAAUUGUCAAGAAAAUCCCUGGUAAGGAAUUGUGCACUUUGAAAAGUGAACCUGGCGAUGUGCUUGAGCAGUACUAUCGAUUAACUGAUGAACAUGGAAAACUGAUUGGAACAAAUUUUGGCCAGAAACCGUAA